Arctia plantaginis is the source of this 1857-nucleotide messenger RNA. NCBI's taxonomy places the organism in Eukaryota, Metazoa, Arthropoda, Insecta, Lepidoptera, Erebidae. The record is from the annotation of a GenBank genome assembly.
AUGUUUGCAAAACCUUACAAAUUAAAAUCCAACACUACUUUGAAGAAUUCCGAAAAAAAGCACUUAGCUCAACGUAUCCAAGAUGAGUUCCCUUCGACUACAGAGGAGAAAGUCAAGCAGUUGGUGCCUGUUAAAUCUAGCUGUAUAUGUAUGAAGCUGGUGCUCCACUCUGGCGACACAGUGAACGUUUUCUCUGUAGAUAACGUGCCUAUGUUAAUUGAGACAGAGGAGCGGUUACUUCCAACUGUCUGUGCGCUGUGGAAGGUGCCAGAUCUAGUACCAGUCCUUGUCAUCCACAGUCCUGUGCUGUCCAAGAUCCACGGUGGUGCUCCCUUAUAUCUGCCAGGUGUUGUGACUCCAGAAGGUGGCAAAGGAUUCCCAAUGUUCCAACGAAAUACAGUGAUAGCACUGUGCACACAGGACAAUGCUGCAGCAGGCAUUGUUGGACGUGCUCUUAUUUCCAGUGCAGAUAUGUUGUUACGAGCUGCUGGAGUUUGUUUGGAAACACUUCACGUGAUGGGUGACCAGCUCUGUAAGGAUAUCAAAUUCAAUAAAAUUGAGAGGCCAAAGAUGGGUCCUGCAUCCUACGGUCAGGGUGACCUCACAGACAAUAUCACUGCAGAUGUUAGACAGUUAAGCAUACAACCAACAAUAAAAGAAGAAUGGCCAAGCCUAGGCAAACCAGUGCCACCCCUCGCUCCCGUUGCACCAACGAAAGUGCCAGAACCCAACAUCCCAAUGGUUCCCACACCACCCAGCACAACGCCGCCUGUGCGGAAUGAACCUAAACUUAUCACUGAGUCAUCUAAAAGUGAAGAAGAGACUGAUGUAAUGGAUGAUGAAAUUAAAGAAGAAUCUCCAGAAAGUGAGCAGAUCCCUACGGACGCAGACGGUCUACUGCGAUGGUGCUUACUUUCAUUCCUCAAACUGCAGGCUAAGAGCUUGGAGUACCCGCACAAAACGAACUUGUUGUAUAAGAGUAUGAUGCAACUAUGCCCACCGGAUAGAACUGUCGAUGUAAAGAAGUCCACCUACAAGAAGCUCGGCAAGUUCCUCGAGGCGAUGCAACAGGAAGGCCUGCUAGAAGUGCGCGAGGUGGAGAAGGGCGUGGCGGCGGUGACGGCCGUCAGCCUGGCGCACCCCGCCCUGCGCGCGCACCGCCCCCCGCCCGGGGCCGCCGCGCUCCUCGACCGGGCCGGGCCGGGGGCGGGGGCGGGGGCCGGGGCGGGGGGAGGCGCGCCCCUGCACGGGGACUACGUGCCGCCGCUCGUGAGGGAGAUGUUCUGCGUCACUGCGGCCGUCGCUGACGUACUCGUGCCGAUCAAAAAAGGUACAGCGGUGACCGCUUCGGAAGUGCGCGCGCGCCUCACGGAGUACGUUAAGGUCCAUCAGCUCACCUCCGCGGAGGUGAAGGGCGCCGUCAAGAUGAAUUCUGCCCUCUCUAAAAUCACUGGCAAACCAGAAGGGGAGGCGGUGAAGUGGGAGGAGCUGAUGAAUAGUGCGGUGGGGCGCAUGACGCCCGCCACUGAGAUGCGGUUCGCGGACGGCUCCGUAAAGCUGUCCAAGACCAAGCUGGAGCCCAUUCGCAUGCAGAUCGCCUCCCGCAGCGGCAACAAGAAGGUGACACUGGUAUCGAACCUGGAGGCGUUUGGGUUUAGCCUACCGGCCCUAGGGCAUGUGUGCCAGACAGGUGUGGCUGCAUCUUGUGGAGUCACGCGAACGCCGGGCUCCAAGAGUGAUCAAUUAAUGAUACAGGGAGACCAGAGUCACUUUGUUGCCAAAUUACUUAUUGAGAAGUACGGUCUACCUAAGAAAUAUGUUGAAGGAGCAGACAAGGCGCUCAACAAGAAAAAAUGA